Molecule: messenger RNA, 2508 nt
Organism: Volvox carteri f. nagariensis
Lineage: Eukaryota; Viridiplantae; Chlorophyta; Chlorophyceae; Chlamydomonadales; Volvocaceae
Exons: 10
Coding region: 1-2508 (835 amino acids)
Source: RefSeq, a predicted model, not a curated record
AUGGACAACAAAGCAAAUGGAGUCGAAAGCGAGCUCAUUGCAUCGUGCGGUACCAGAUUUCUGUAUGCGCGGGGGACGGAGACGGCCACUUCGCGAAAUAGCCGUACGAAGGAUGCCGCUGGUCGCCUGGACCGAUCGCUCUCACCAACGCCGGCGCUUUCCAGAAAAGAUUCUAGGCGAAGGAACGUGAACAACGUUCGAUUUAAGCAGUCCGUCCAGAUAUCGAUGAUCGACACCUCAGGACGGACGUCGCCUAGCGAAAGCGCGGCAGCUCGAGGCGGAACCGGGAAGGCGUCCCGGUUAGCGGGCAGCACGACAGAAAAUUUCCCAGAACAACGUCGUGGCUUGGAUGCUGAAAACGAUGAUGGCGCGGCGGUCGAUGGCGCCGGCGGCGAAACCUUCAGCGGCGGCACCGGCCAUACCGUUGACGGCGAGGACUACGACGAUGUCAUUAACAUUUCGAUGCAUAAAGUUUUGGAGCAAUUGGAAGAGGAGCGAAAUCGCCUCAAGUCAAUAGAUCGCGGGAUGAGCACCUUGGUCGACAGUGUCCUUACAGUGAAGACAAGGACAGCGCAUGAGAUUAUCGGCCGAACGCUGCGCCAUCGAUCUCCGUCACUUCUUCUCACGCGAGCCCCUCUGGACGAGAACUUGAUGCAGUGUAAAGCCAUGGCCCCCCGGUACGACAUUUUGAUGGGACGGGAAACCCCACCGCUAGCCCAAGAUGAGGAAGAGGAAGACGACGGGGACUUAGUGCAGGAGGGCUCGAAGCAGAUCCUACUGGACUUUUACGCCAAGCACUCGGACUUGUACAAGUGGGUGCAUAGUCCCCCGCCGAUGCCGGAAGAAACCAAACCCGCACCCCCCGCAACUAAACUCCAUACGAAGCGGAAGGAGGCACUGGCGUUUGGCUCAGGCAGAGGCCGGGUAGUCGAUUUCGGCGUUGGCGCCAGCGACGACAGUGACGACGGCGGAUUAGUUCGCUCCCGGUCGCCGACGUUGGUAGGGCCGCCGCUGACGUCGCCGCUGCACGGCGCCUCCAAGUGUGCGCCUCGGCUAGGCGAGAGGCCGGCUAGUUCGGGCCACGAGGCUAAACCGGGACGGAGUUCGGCGGUAGCGGCCCGACGGCAGGACGGUACGGAACCCAGUGGUGGAGCCACAGCGGCCGUCGGGGCCUUCACCGCUGCCGCCGCCACCACCGUCACCGUGUUUGCCGCCGGCGGGAUCCGUCAACACGAUCCCCCCAGUGAUCCCCAAGCUCUGGUGUUGAAUCUUAGUCUGAAGAGGAGCCUUUCAGAGAAGCUAAGCUCUGACUUUCGCGGCGUGUCCGGCGAAAAGGAUUGCAGCGGGUACGGCAGUGGUGGAGAUCAGAGCUCGUUAAUACCGAGCAAUCCGGAUGAGGUACUCAAGAGCAUCCAGUCCAUGCUGACGGACAUUCAGACGAGUAAUCCUCGGCUCAGUCCGUACCUGCCUUCGUUUGUCGCGGACUCGCUGACACGAGCACGAGCUAGCAAGACAGGGCCUCAGCCGCUAGCGGCUGCGUUGUCGACAAUCACGACUGCGUUUCGGCCGUCGAGCCAUGUGCGGCCCGGAUCCACUUGUACGACAACGGCUCCCACUGCCGCUGGCGCCGUCGGCGUGGCGGCACUGGCGGCGCAAGCAUCCGGCGCCUGGACGGCGAAUGCGGCGGAAGACAAAGUCGCCAAUGACCCUGGUGGCAGCGAUGCUGGCGGUGACAGAGGUGAGGCAGAUGGCUGCCCAGCAGCCGGCGACGUGAUGCCAGCUCAUCGAUGCCCUUCCAGUCUCGUUCACCUAGCUCGGGAGCUGCAGCCGCUGCACAAGCACGUCAUGCGGACACGGCGGCGGAGAGGAAGUGCCUCUGGCUUGCAGGCAUCGUCCACGGCGACCGAUAACAAGCCGAAGAACAAUCAUGGCAACCGCGGCAGGGCCGUGGCCAUUGUUCGAUUUGAAAGCGGUCGAGGGCGACUUGAUCUGGUUUCUCCGAGUCCGACGGCGGGUGGUGGCGACGGCGGCGGCACAGAUAGUACAGCAAAUGAUGGCGACGACGAGCACGAUGAUAAAGAUCUGAUAUCGCCAGAAGCCUCGGGACGUUGCACCUCCAAUGCCAGCAGCCGCGGCGGCGGUCACGACGGCGGCGGUAGCGGCCGCGGUGGCGGCAUCAGCGGCCGUGCAGCAGACGCCCAGCGACGAGCUCUUCCGCCAGAGCAAAUCCAAGGGCCGCAAUUUUGUAUGGACUCGGACAUGGAACCUGAAGUUCCGUUGUGGACCAAACCGCCUGCACCGGAUCCGAUGGCGCGAGCGGCGCCGUACAGCGCCUGGAACAGCAAUGGCGUCAUUAUGCGACACGGAAGUGCGUUGCUUCGCGCCGGUCUAGCUCGCCGUCGCCGGCGACGUGGUACGGAAGUAAUGGGCGUAGCAGCCCGAUGGCGCACCGGUGAAGAAAAAGGAGCACCCGCCUACGGCAUCAGGGUCCUGGGGGACCACACAUAA